Molecule: messenger RNA, 2080 nt
Organism: Episyrphus balteatus (marmalade hoverfly)
Lineage: Eukaryota; Metazoa; Arthropoda; Insecta; Diptera; Syrphidae
Gene: Zw
Product: glucose-6-phosphate 1-dehydrogenase
Exons: 5
Coding region: 334-1911 (525 amino acids)
Biological process (GO): pentose-phosphate shunt, oxidative branch; glucose metabolic process
Cellular component (GO): cytosol
Molecular function (GO): glucose-6-phosphate dehydrogenase activity; NADP binding
Source: RefSeq, a predicted model, not a curated record
UAUAGUUGGUAACAUUCGAGGUUUAAUCAUUCACGUGAAUCGACACGGAUUUUAGUAUCAUUUCGGGUGUUAUGUGCGGCAUAUGUUCGAUUUGAGCUUAUUCUGUCUUAGUUUAAAGGAUCUGUGAAAUACCCAACCUAUAAAAGCUAUUCAAUCAUCACAAACUUCUCAGAGAUCACUACUUUACUGACAAAUAUAUUUAAUAUAUGUACGUCAGAAACGUUUGAAAGAAACCAGUUAUCCGGUCUAAAAAAAAGUGUUCAUUUAAUAUUUUGAUACGAAACAUCGUCAUUGUUUUAUUAAUUUAAAAAUAAAUUUAUCGCAACUUCAACAAUGAACUCAACAAAAAAUAAGAAUGGUAACACAACCAGCGAAGACGGAACUCUUUCUCGCAUUAUUAAAUCCUUAAAAUCCGUUGAAAUGGUUUGUGAAGGAACGCAUUUUGAUGGUGAUAUUCCACACACAUUUAUUAUAUUUGGUGCUUCAGGUGAUUUAGCAAAGAAAAAAAUCUAUCCAACUCUAUGGUGGCUUUUUAGAGACAACUUACUGCCAAAUUCUACCAAAUUUUGCGGCUAUUCCCGAUCUCGUCUAACAGUUAAGGACCUACGUGAAAAAUGUGAACCUUAUAUGAAUGUACAAAAACACGAAGCACAAAGAUAUGAAGAAUUUUGGUCGUUAAAUGAAUAUGUUGCAGGAAGCUAUGAUGGAAGAACUGGUUAUGAAUUUUUAACCAAAACAAUGGAAGAUAUGGAAAGUAAAUCGAAAGCCAAUCGAAUAUUUUAUCUAGCUCUGCCACCAUCUGUGUUUGCAAAUGUAACAGUCAACAUCAAGGACAUCUGUAUGUCUAGAAAUGGCUGGAACCGUGUCAUCAUUGAAAAACCAUUCGGCCGAGAUGCCGAAAGCUCAAAAAUAUUAUCAGAUCAUUUGGCAUCACUUUUUGAGGAAGACCAAAUCUAUCGUAUUGAUCAUUAUUUGGGAAAGGAAAUGGUUCAGAAUCUCAUGACAAUUCGCUUUGCCAACAAAAUUCUAAGUUCAACUUGGAAUCGAGAGAAUAUAGCUUCAGUGUUGAUCACAUUCAAAGAGCCAUUUGGAACCCAAGGACGUGGUGGAUAUUUUGAUGAAUUUGGCAUUAUUCGUGAUGUUAUGCAAAAUCAUCUGCUACAAAUCUUAACACUUGUUGCUAUGGAAAAACCAGUUUCAUGUCAUCCAGAUGAUAUUCGUGAUGAAAAAGUUAAAGUUCUAAAAAAUAUUCGUGCCUUGACUCUGGAUGACAUGGUAUUGGGUCAAUAUGUCGGUAAUCCAGAGGGUGUAGGCGAGGCAAAACUUGGCUACCUCGAUGACGCAACUGUUUCCAAUGAUUCCACAACUCCAACAUAUGCUCUUGCUGCGUUGGAGAUCAAGAACGAACGCUGGGAGGGAGUACCUUUUAUCCUGCGGUGCGGGAAAGCGCUCAAUGAACGAAAAGCGGAAGUUCGUAUUCAAUAUCAGGAUGUGUCUGGUGACAUAUUCGAAGGUAAUUCAAAACGCAACGAAUUAGUUAUACGUGUGCAACCUGGUGAAGCACUGUACUUCAAAAUGAUGACCAAAUCACCUGGCAUCACUUUCGAUAUUGAAGAAACCGAAAUGGACUUGACAUAUGAACAUCGUUACAAGGAUUCAUAUCUGCCAGACGCUUACGAAAGACUUAUAUUGGAUGUGUUCUGUGGUUCAUUAAUGCAUUUCGUUCGGUCAGAUGAACUUUACGAGGCAUGGAGAAUAUUCACACCGAUUCUUCAUCGCAUCGAAAAAGAACACAUCAAACCAAUUCCGUAUGUUUAUGGAUCUCGUGGACCCAAGGAAGCUGAUAAGAAAUGUGAACAAAGUAAUUUUAAAUACUACGGUUCGUAUAAGUGGAAAAAUCAUGAAAAGUGAUUCGCCGAUGGGGAUUACACAUGGUCCUUGUGUAUAGAUAUGUAUACUUAUUGUUUGUUAUAAGUUAGUUGAGAUAUUUUGGUGAAGAGAAAAUUAUUUACCAACAAAAAUUUUUUUAUACAUAAAUAAAAGAUUUAUUAUUUUGAAUUAUAAAGUACUUAAAGCUUAA